Molecule: messenger RNA, 2364 nt
Organism: Loa loa (African eye worm)
Lineage: Eukaryota; Metazoa; Nematoda; Chromadorea; Rhabditida; Onchocercidae
Exons: 19
Coding region: 1-2364 (787 amino acids)
Biological process (GO): protein ubiquitination; SCF-dependent proteasomal ubiquitin-dependent protein catabolic process
Cellular component (GO): Cul2-RING ubiquitin ligase complex; SCF ubiquitin ligase complex
Molecular function (GO): ubiquitin protein ligase binding
Source: RefSeq, a predicted model, not a curated record
AUGGAUAUUGUUACGCCUGAAAGCGACGGCGGUGUGCAGAUGUCACAGUAUCAGUGCUCAUUUUAUUCUUUACGUCCUAAGCGAGUUGAUUUUGAUGCUACUUGGAAAAAUAUUGAAAAUUCGAUCAAAAGGAUCAUGAAAUUGGAACCACUGGAACGGCGUGUUUGGGACUAUAAUUUUUAUGAUAUCUAUUCCUUAUGUGUUGCAAUUCCCGAGCCAUUAAGUGAACGCCUCUAUGGAAAAACAAAAGAAUGUUUAGAAGCACAUGUUACCGAAUUAUAUCAGGAGAUAAGCUCAGCAAAUGACUGUGAACUUCUCAAUACUUACUGCCAACUUUGGAACGUAUAUUACAAGGGAGCAUUAUGUGUUCAUAAUCUCUUUGGGUACCUUAACAAGCAGUAUAUCAAAAUUAAACGUUGUACUGAAAUUGAAGGUGGAUACGGAGCUUACAGUCAAUAUCUUACACAGAAAGAUGUCAAGGAGAUUGGUCUGCUUGCAAUGGAAAUUUGGCGCAAAAAAUUAAUAGAUCCUAUGGAAAAGCGACUGAUUGGCCAUGUAUUAAGUGCUAUUGCUGCAGAUCGUGAAGGAAGAAACAACGUUCCGGUGGACACUGUCCGAGGUGCCAUCAUGUCCUUCGUUCAAGUGGAUGAUGUGGACGGCAUGCGCGAAGUAUUAGAUAAAUCACCAUCAAAUUUGCCUCAGAAUUACGAAACUUAUCGGGAAAUGUUCGAAAAAAGUUCUUGGAAACAACAACUGAAUAUUACACUGUGCUUUCUAUUAAACUGCUCAGUGAACUUAGUGAUUACACGAAUAGAAGAAGAAAAUGAACGCGCAAUUCGUUUCCUGCACAAAAGUAGCCACGAAAAGGUUACCAAACUAUGUCAAGAUGUAAUGGUGGAUGCUCAUAAAGAACGUUUAUAUGCUGUUUGCCAUGAAUAUAUCGAAGGCGAAUGCAUGAAUGAUCUUCACAAUAUGUAUCGCAUUCUAAAACCUAUAAAUGGUGGGUUGUUGGUUGUGAUUCGUGAAUUUCAAAAUUUUGUCAAGAAAACUGGUCUUGAAGCAGUGAAAGAUAUGCAUGGUGAUAAUAUUCCCCAACAAUUUGUAGAAAAUGUAUUACAGGUUUACAGCAGGUUCUCCUCAAUGGUUACGAAAGUUUAUUAUGACGAUGGCGACUUCGUUGGAGCUCUGGAUAAAGCACUACAAACUGUCGUAAACUACCGCGAUGACCCACGUCAGGCGCCGAAAGCAUCGGAAAGGCUUGCGCGUUUUACUGACACGCUUUUGCGCAAAUCUGGCAAAGGCUUAAGUGACGGUGAGCUGGAUACAAAAUUAUCACAGGCAAUUAUUAUUUUUCGAUAUAUUGAGGACAAAGACAUUUUCCAGAAGUUCUAUUCGAAAAUGUUGGCUAAUCGUCUAAUUACUAAUGCUUCUCUUUCGAAGGAUGCUGAAGAAUCGAUGAUUAGCAAACUAAAGCAAGCAUGUGGGUUUGAAUUCACGAGUAAACUGUCGCGAAUGUUUACAGAUGUUGGGUUGAGUCAUGAGCUUACGGACAAAUUUAUUAGUCACUGUGCUGUGAGCAAUGUUACUUUGAAUGUCCAAAUGACAGUACUGAUUUUACAAGCCGGAGCAUGGCCAUUAUCGGCGCCCAGUUCAAUUCCAACUUCCGGAACAGAUGGGAAAGACAGUACAACUGCUGUUCAAGUUACGGGUUUUAUUGUCCCUCCAGUUCUUUUACCAUCCAUUGAACAUUUCGAAAAGUAUUAUCAGGCAUCACACAAUGGUCGAAAAUUGACAUGGCUCUUCAAUCUUGCAAGUGUUGAGGUGAAGUUGCUUUAUUUGGACAAAGUGUAUCAGGUGACGAUGUCGGCCCAUCAACUAGCAAUUUUGCUGUGUUUUGAGACAAGGGAUUCAGUAACUUUAAGCUAUAUCGAAAAAGCGACUGGUUUGUCGGAUGAACUGCUUAGCCGCAAUGCUCGCGCGUUGGUUGAUUCCGGUAUUCUGAUUAUGACGAAGGCGGCGAUGAAUGAGGUUAGUGAUGUGGCACUCAACUUGACACUGACAUCGAAGCGUCUUCGGUUCAAAGUUUUGGUGCCUCAAUUACAGCGACAUGCGGAAAAAGAGGCAGAACAUGUAAAUAUCACCGCUCAACAGGAUCGAAAAUAUUAUAUGGAAUGUACUAUUGUUCGCAUAAUGAAAACACGAAAGGUGUUGAAACACGCAGCCUUAGUUAAUGAGGUAAUUGAACAAACGAAAUCUCGUUUCACGCCAGAUGUUAACUUCAUCAAGAAAAAUAUCGAGUCGCUCAUUGAAAAAUUGUACAUUCAGAGGACUGAUCAGAACGAUGAAUAUCAAUACCUGGCAUAG